AUGUCGCUGAAGAUCUUCGAGAUCGAUGGUACCUUGCGUGGAUGCGAGGGGCAGAUAUGGGAUCGCGUCAACGGCUACAGGUGGUGGAAGAACGAGCUGAGCGAGAAGGAGGGAGGAAUGGAGAAGUUUGCGGAGGGCUACAAGAUCUUCGGUUUCAACAAGACGGAAGGUGGUUACAUUUACCGCGAGUGGCUGCCCAACGCCAAACAGGUGUUUCUGAUCGGUGAGUUCAACGGAUGGAACAAUUCAUUGCCCUUGGAGAACGAGGGCUUUGGACGCUGGAAGGUGUUCCUUAAGGACAAGGAGGAUGGAAGCCCUUUCAUUCUUCACAAGACCCAGCUGAAGGUUCGAGUGGAGGCCAAUGAUGGCAGCUGGCACGACCGUGUCCCUGCAUGGACCAAGGUGGCCUGGCAGGAUCACAGCACCAACCUUUUCAACGGCGUCUUCUGGGAGCCUCCGCAGGAGGAGCAGUACAGCUUCAAGCAUGCCCGACCGGAGAAGCCCGCAAACCUCAAGAUCUACGAAGCGCACGUAGGUAUGGGAUCCGUGGAGCCCAAGGUGGCCACUUAUGUCGAGUUUGCGGAUAAUGUGCUGCCGCGCAUCAAGCGCAUGGGCUACAACGCGGUUCAGCUCAUGGCUGUGGCAGAGCAUGCCCAUUACGGCUGCUUUGGAUAUCAUGUCACCUCCUUCUUCGCCCCAGCAAGUCGAUCUGGCACUCCCGAGGAGUUGAAGUAUCUGGUGGACACAGCCCACGGUCUUGGGAUCCACGUUCUCAUGGACCUGGUGCAUGCCCACGCAUCCUCCAACACCUUGGAUGGGAUUGCCCAGAUGGAUGGCACCGACCACUGUUAUACGCACGGAGGACCCAAAGGCCAUCACAGCGAGUGGGACUCGAAGAUCUUCAACUACCUGAAGUAUGAGGUGCUUCGCUUCCUCCUCUCCAACGUCAAGUGGUGGCUGGAGGAGUACAAGUUUGAUGGCUUCCGCUUCGAUGGCAUCACUUCUAUGCUUUACCACUCGCACGGCAUCGGCAAGGGAUACACCGGCGGCUACCACGAAUACUUCGGACCUGAUGCCGAUAUUGACAGCCACAUCUACCUGAUGCUGUCGAAUGACCUUAUCCACACCGUGGUUCCAUCCGCCAUCACUGUGGCGGAGGACGUAAGCGGCAUGCCAACGAUCGGCCUUCCUGUGGAGUGGGGUGGCUUCGGCUUUGACUACCGCUUGGCCAUGGCAAUCCCAGAUAUGUUCAUCAAGCUCCUGAAGGAAGUGGGUGACGAUGGCUGGGACAUGGGACACAUUUGCUUCACGCUGACAAACAGGCGACACAUGGAGAAGGUGGUCGCUUACGCCGAGUCCCACGAUCAGGCGAUUGUUGGCGACAAGACGAUUGCAUUCUGGCUUAUGGACGCCGCCAUGUACACAGACAUGAGCAUCGUGCAGAAUCCUCACCACACUAUGCCAGUGGACCGUGGACUGGCCCUGCACAAGAUGAUCCGCCUGUUGGUGCAGGGGUUGGGAGGCGAGGGGUACCUCAACUUCAUGGGCAAUGAGUUCGGCCAUCCUGAAUGGGUGGACUUCCCACGCGCGGAGAACGGUUGGAGCCACCAGCAUUGCAGGCGCCGGUUCGAUCUGCCAGAUGACGAUUUGCUGCGGUACAAGUUCUUCCAGAACUUCGAUGAGCUGAUGAAUGCCUUGGAAAACCGCUUCCAGUACUUGUCCUCCUCGCACCAGUAUGUCACCUUGAAACACGGCGAGGACAAGGUGAUCGUCUUCGAGCGCGGUGACUUGCUUUUCAUCUUCAACUUCCAUCCCUGCAACAGUUAUGAAGGAUAUCAGCUGGGCUGCUGCUGGAACGAGCCCAUGCGCUGUGUGCUGGACACCGAUGAGGGCCGGUUCGGAGGCCACCAGCGUCUCGAGUACGGCCAUGGAAAUCCGUUCCCUGCUAU
Molecule: messenger RNA, 1949 nt
Organism: Symbiodinium pilosum
Lineage: Eukaryota; Dinophyceae; Suessiales; Symbiodiniaceae
Source: the annotation of a GenBank genome assembly